AUGGCCGCCCGCAUCCUGCACCGGCUGCGGCACGCACUGGCGGGCGAGGGCGGCCGGGAGGAGCCGGCGGGCGGCGGCGGCGAGGCCGAGGACUGCCCAGAGAGCUCCGAGCUGGAGGACGACACCGAGGGGCUGUCGACGCGCCUCAGCGGCACCCUGAGCUUCACCAGCCACGAGGAGGAGGAGGAGGAGGAGGGGGACGGAGCUAGCGAAGAGCUGGAGGAGCCGCCGCAGGCGCCGGGGGCGGCAGCAGGCACGGAGGACGGAGGCAGGUGCUGGGGCGGUGACCUGCUGACCCGGCAGCUGCAGGAGCUGUGGCGGAGGUCGCGGGGCAGCCUGGCACCGCAGCGGCUGCUCUUCGAGGUCACCAGCGCCAGCGUGGUCAGCGAGCGCUCUUCCAAGUACGUGCUCUACACCAUCUACCUGAUCCGCUCUGGCCAGUUUGACAAGGCCCCUGCCACCAUCGCUCGGCGCUACUCAGACUUUGAGCAGCUGAACCGCCGCCUGCGCUGCCGCUUCAGCUGCGACAUGGCCAGCGUUGCCUUUCCCAGGAAGAGACUGCGCCGGAACUUCACUGCUGAGACCAUUGCCAAGCGGAGCCGAGCCUUCGAACAGUUCCUGUCCCAUCUGCACUCCAUUGAUGAGAUCCGCCGCUCUCCUGAGUUCCUUGAGUUCUUCUUCCUGCCGGACCUGCAGGCCGCACAGCGCCUGACCUGCACGGGCAUGUACCGCGAGGCUCUGGCCACCUGGGCCAAUGCCUACCGGCUGCAGGACCGGCUGGGGGUCUGCAACUCCGGCCGCUUCCUGCUGACACUGGCAGGGCUGGCCGUCUGCCACCAGGAGCUGGACCAGCUCAGUGAGGCCCAUGGCUGCUGCGAGCAGGCGCUGCAGCUGUUGGAGGCCCAAGGCAGCCACCCACUCCUGGGACCCUUCCUGCAGGCCCACGUCCACCUGGCCUGGAAGGUGGGCAAGGACAAGCGGCACUCGGAGGCUCGGCUGCAGGACCUGCGGGAAGCUGGGCUGCCCCUGCAGCAGCAGCCCUCCCUGAAGGAAUGCCUGAUCAAGGAGCCUCUGGAAUGAGCCACCUGUGCCCACAUGGUCGGGAGGGCAAGGGCUGUGGGAAGCUCAUGCCUGUGACAACUGGGAAUAGUGAGGGCAAUGCCAUGGGUAGUAAUGGGGCAGGGGAACAGCACCGUAGUCCCACAGGCACCACUCCCAUGCCUGGAGUUGCCUCCUGAAUGCACUUUUCUGUGGUUAGUCUGUCUUGCGGGGCUGGUGACUCAUGGGGGUCCACCACCCAUAUUGGUGCUUUGAGAAGCUGCUCCCCCUUUGCAGGGGAUCCUGGAGUGGCUGAGCCUUUAGCUGGGACGUACUGGCACCUUGCAAGGGAACGGGAAAGCUUCUGGCAGGGUCCAGGGCUCUUGCCGGGAACUUCCCAUGAAACUUACACAAUAGAAAGGACUUUAUUAAAUAAAGUAUUGGCAGGAAGAAGA
Sturnus vulgaris (Common starling) is the source of this 1493-nucleotide messenger RNA. NCBI's taxonomy places the organism in Eukaryota, Metazoa, Chordata, Aves, Passeriformes, Sturnidae. The record is from RefSeq and is a predicted model, not a curated record.